Molecule: messenger RNA, 988 nt
Organism: Camellia sinensis
Lineage: Eukaryota; Viridiplantae; Streptophyta; Magnoliopsida; Ericales; Theaceae
Source: RefSeq, a predicted model, not a curated record
ACACAACUCCCUUUGCACUCUCUCUCUCACUCUCUCACACACACACACACACUGUGACACAAUCUCCUGAAUCGAUCGACCAUGGCUCUGUGUGCUUCAAUCUCGUCUAUCCCUCCCUCUCUCUCCAUAUCUACCCUUCACCCUCCAAGAAGAACUCACAGACGCUACUUGUCAUUCCCUCCGCUUGCUUCUCAGAGCUCAUCAGCAGCAUCCCCUGAAUCAUCAUCAUCGUCCUCACCUGAAACCAUUGUAUCCUCCAAUCCUUCAUCAAAGCCCUUUUCUCAAUCCUCUAAAGUCCCUGACAAGGGCCUCAACUACGCCCUAGCCAGCCCCAGUAGCAACCCAGUUGUUCGCUUUGUUCGCUCCACUGAGUCCUCCAUUGAAAGAGUAAUAUUUGACUUCCGCUUUCUGGCACUUUUGGCUGUUGGGGGUUCAUUGGCUGGUUCUUUGCUGUGCUUUCUAAAUGGUUGUGUUUACAUUGUUGAUGCGUACAAAGUUUACUGGUCAAGCUGUGUCAAAGGAAUACACACUGGACAGAUGGUACUGCGAUUAGUUGAAGCUAUUGAUGUAUAUCUUGCUGGGACUGUCAUGUUAAUAUUUGGCAUGGGCUUGUAUGGACUAUUUAUCAGUAAUGUACCUCCUGAUUCACCUCCAACUGUUGAUCGUGCUCUCGAGGGCUCUUCCUUGUUUGGGAUGUUUUCCUUAAAGGAGAGGCCUAAAUGGAUGAAAAUCAGCUCGCUUGAUGAAUUAAAGACGAAAGUUGGACAUGUCAUUGUCAUGAUUCUUCUUGUGAAGAUGUUUGAGAGGAGCAAGAUGGUGACUAUAGCCACUGGUCUGGAUUUAUUAAGCUACUCCGUAUGUAUUUUCUUAUCUUCUGCUUCCUUGUACAUCCUUCAUAAUUUGCACAAGUCAGACUAAACUGUCAAACAAAAAUAUGUUCUGAUAACAUGUAAAAAUUGAAAUUAUUAAUGGAGAUCUUGGAAGGAAA